This is a messenger RNA of Cladophialophora immunda, 3053 nucleotides long. RefSeq lists its product as uncharacterized. The record is from RefSeq and is a predicted model, not a curated record. The coding region runs from base 258 to 2768 and encodes 836 amino acids. Gene Ontology annotation, molecular function: DNA-binding transcription factor activity, RNA polymerase II-specific; DNA binding; zinc ion binding. Lineage: Eukaryota; Fungi; Ascomycota; Eurotiomycetes; Chaetothyriales; Herpotrichiellaceae. The transcript is spliced from 3 exons. Gene Ontology annotation, biological process: DNA-templated transcription; regulation of DNA-templated transcription.
GAGGAAAUCCCAAGAAACCCUCCCACCACUUGCAUGGUCAUUUGCUCUUCCGAUUCUUCUUUUCAAUCCCGCACAGUCUGUUGUCCUCACCGUCCGUCUCAACCGCUCCUCUCCGGCGCCCAAGGAGGUUCUCCAGCUCGAUCCUCUCACGAGUGGCCAUGUUCCUGUAGAGGUGGAAACCCAGCCACACGUACUCGCCUCAGCUCAGCUCCCGUAUCUUCAUAUUCUCCCGUGUCCUCGUCCUCCACCAAUCGAGCAUGGACCCUAACCAACGCGCCUCCACGGCAGAUACUGUCGGCGGCGACUAUUCCGAUGACCAUAUCAUGGAGGCUGGGCCAGACGGGAGGAUUGAGAUGGCCCAGGAAGAGAUAGACGCGAUUAUCCGCAACAAGAGAAAGGUGCGGGACCCUAAAGCCUGCUAUGCAUGCCAUCGCCGGAAGGUCAAGUGUGAUAGGAACCUGCCCUGCGACUCUUGUGUCAAGAGAGACCACCCUGAGCUUUGUUCCUACGAGCGGCCCACCAAGAAGCGACGCAUUGCCCUGAGUGGUGCUUUGGCCCAACACGAUGGAGCUGGGUCGGAGAGCCCGAUCCAACAACAGACUGGUCCCAACGUUACGGUGCCACGGGAACAAUGGGAGCGGCUGAACAGGGAAUUGCAACAGCUGCGCGGAGUGGUCAAACCCGAUGAACAAUUGUCUCCGGCGUUGGUGCACACCGAGUUGGACGAAACAAACCUUACAGGCACGCAUAGCCGCGGCGACGAGACAGAGAGAGAAGGAAUCCAUGCUCCCAGCAAUCAAAUGGGCACAAUGCAUUUGGGGUCGAGGUCCGUUUUAGCCUACAUGAUGGGACUCGGCAGGAGCAGGUCGGCUCAAGACACCGCGAAAUCCUUGCUGGAGGAAAACAUUCUACCAAAGCUCGGCCUGGACAAUGAGAGUGCCACUUAUCCUUUUGUGGACUUGUGGAGUACCGAUUCAAGCAUGCAAGACGUGAAUGGUCUGUGUAAAGCUAUUCCAGAUGACGAGCUGUGCAAUGAAUUUUUCAUCGCCUACAGAGAUAUCGCCUGUACUAUAUACCCUGUCGUUCCCGAUACCUCCAGCUUCGAGGACACCCUGCACUUUAUGCUUUCCAAUCGCGCGCGUGCUUUGCGCGACAACCUUGAACUCGAUCCCAACAAGCCGUAUGGGGUAUCGUUACCCUGGCUAUCACUGGUGUUUGCUGUUUUUGCAUCUGGGUCCCAGUCAUCGGACCGGCCAGCAAAAGAGAGGGAGCUCACAUCUCAAGUUUACAUCUGCUGUUCCUAUCAGGCUCUUCGCAUGUCUAACUUCCUGACCCAUCCAUGCCUGGAGACCAUCGAAGCCUCUCUGAUUAUUGGGAACGUUCUGUCCUACAACAUGAAUCCUGGGGUGGCAUAUAUCUUCCUGGGUAUGACACUACGCAUGGCCUUCUCGAUCGGAUUGCAGAUCAACUCGCAACAGUUUACAGAUGCCGAAAAAUGGACACGUCGACGAAUCUGGUGGGCGCUUGCAUGGCAAGAUUCCCAUUUCGCGGUCAGCUACGAUCGGCCUACCUCGAGCGUCUUGUGUAUCCCCGAUAUCCCUUACGGCAAAUUUAGUUCUCCUGGAGACCGGAGCUACGCGGAAAGCAUGUUCGCCAUUAUCCGACUGACGCAGGAAAUCAUCCGUGAACGUCUUUUACAUCCUCGAUCUUACAUGACCUGGGAUAGAAUACAGAAGUACACCGAAGAGAUCACGAGCAUUGUGUCACAAGGUGCCGCUCACCUCCGGAACCGGGACCUUUGCUAUAGAAUGACACAGCACCUUGAACGCCUUGCCUUGAAACUCCACAGCUGCUAUAUCACCAGUGAGCUGUGCCGGCCUGCGCUGAAAGCACCGCCUCCAUCUUCCUCGGGUGAUAACUUGACACCUGUCCAGUCGCCCCCUGGUGGUCGGCGGAGGACCUCGGGCACCACUGCUCAGUCACCAAGUACGACUCCUUUCGAUGCAGCGGCCGUUGCUCAGUUUCGGACUCUGUGCGUGCAGAACUUGGAGGGUACGGUCGAAGCAUACGUGGAGUUGCACGGCUUGAGCAAAUUCGCAGCUCGAUCCUGGAUUGGGAUCCAACGCUCGAUCUCCGCCGCAUUCCUGCUGGGGACCCUCCCAGAGACAAGUCGCGACCCACGCCGAUUAUCCCUCCUUCGAGAGUUGGAGGCAGUCGUCUCACAACGUACGCAGGAAGAUCCGACAUUCGACCUUGCUCAAGAUGCAAGUCCCGCUGCUAACCGUCGCUUCUCUCAGGAGGAUCCACCACCACUUGCAGAAUCCCCUCAUUGGGCACGCAGUAUGGCCAAGUCACUCAACGCGUUGGGCAAGUUGAACGCCGCGCUGGCGGGGCCGAGAUCGUCAAACUCGAGUAAAUUCCAAAACGCCACCUAUGGGCAGCAGGCGUCGAAUCAGUUUAUGGGGACUCCAUCUGGUCUAGCAACCAAUUCGUCAUCACCGACAAUACAGUCGCGACCGUCUCAGUAUCCCCCGCUCUCUGGUGUCAAGGAGGAGACGUAUUCGCCGUCACUUAAUACGAGCAAUGCGAUCUUGGGGCUCGGCGGUUCCACGUCCAUGGGAAACAUGGGCGGAUCCAUGGGGCCCAUAACGCCUGAUAGCACGGGUAGUUCGGGAGACUGGAAUUUUGGUAAUAUGCAUGAGAGGGCAGCAGAGUAUGUGCAAGCGCCACUUUGGGGAGAUGGCGGGAUGGGGAGUUUCCUGGGGUAGGGCAGCAGGGGAGAGAUGGCGGAGCAAGAGAGAGAUCGAGCGUUGAUCAUUGUGAGGAGGGGAGGGCGGAAGGGUUAUGUUAGGCGACGUAAGGCCCAGCCAGGGGGUGAAGUCAUCAGCUAUACAAUUAAAGGGACCGAACCAGACGCAAACGGUUGUUACGCAUGGCUGGAGUUUCGGGCAGAGGCGUUUCUCCACGAGACGGUGGCGACGAUGAGCGACGAUGUUUCCGAUGAGCGCAGAGGAUAUGAGCAGAUUGUAGGCAAUGUUGACCUGUUAUGUUUG